AUGUUAAAUGCUCUGGACACAGAUGGUGGAGCAGCAAGUGGUAAUCUCUUCUGGGAUGAUGGGAAGUCUGUUGAAAACGUUGACGAUCUCAGUACCCACAACAACAUCCAGACAGAAGUGAAUGCCCUCGUCUAUAAGAAUGUGACAGUCUAUGGGGUCAGUUCAGUGGCGCAGGUUACGGUCGACGGAACAGCUGUCGCCAAUACAUUCGACCCACCUUCAGAGUACAGUGACAGUCCACCUGCUGUGACGAUUGUGACCGCUGCCUCUGUUCUGCCACCAUCGAACACCGGCCUGGAACUGUGCGAACCUGGUUUCCCGUGUUUCCAUGGCAAGUGCCAGACUGCCCCCAACAUCGAGUGCGUUUGCGACAAGGGAUGGGAGGGAGUGUUCUGCCAGAAUCAGUGCCCGUUAGAAUGUGGUCUGCAUGGCAGAUGCCAGCGCGUGGCUGGAGAGGACAGCGCCAUGUUCUGUGACUGUGUCCAUGGAUACGAAGGCGACCUCUGUGACAAGAUGACGAUCGGUGAGGUUUUUUCUGGUAUCUCUCACCAGCUGUGUCCCGAUACCUGUGUGCAUGGCAAGUGCUUACUGUUGCCCAACAACACCGCAUAUUGCAGCUGCCACGUCCACUACACUGGGGCCAACUGCACGGAGAUCAGGACCGUUUCUCGCGGUGAGGUCGAGGUGACCUGGUAUUGGUACGUGGGCGCGGCCAGUGUGGUGUUCCUGCUGGUGUUGGUGCUGGCGCUGGUGGUGCUGCCGUACUACAUGUUCAGGCGCGGCCACCUGUUAAUGAUGAAGAUUCUCUACCACUUCCAGUCCUACGAGGACGACGACGACAAAAUGUUCGACGCUUUCGUGUCGUACAGGUCGUCAGGUUCAGACGAACAGUUUGUCAGGACGCAGCUAGUUCAACUAGAGCGAGGCCUUAACUUCCGGAUGUGUGUACAUUUUCGUGACUUCAUCCCAGGAGAGACCAUCGCCAACAACAUCAUUACAGCCGUGGAAAACAGCCGAAGGACUAUUUUGAUACUCACCCCGGAGUUCAUCAAAAGCGUUUUCUGUCGCUUUGAGUAUCAGCAGGCCCAGCUACAGAUGUUGAAACAGAAGCAGAGAAUCAUUCCGCUCGUUCUUCGCGACAUUUCUCGCGAGAAGAGCGACAUGGACGAGACCCUCCGGUCCAUUCUCGACACCUUCACGUACCUAGACUGGCCCCAGAACAACGACCCUAACAAGAUUGAAAAGUUCUGGAAGCGCCUAGAAUUGUCCAUGCCCAAGAAGAAGUCCGCCAGCAGCGAGUGUUCAUCAGGAACACAGUCCACCACCAACUCGCUAACAUCAAGGUCGUCUUUAUUUUCAUUUGGUGGAUUCCCAACUCGACCUGCUUUUUUUGCUCCCUUGUCGCCUGCAGGGUUCACAGACACUUGUGCUCGUCAAGAAAACAUGGCUAGUGCCAGAAAUAGCGUUUGAUGAAGAGUUUUUUUAAAAACUAUAAUAUUGUGGUAUUUUAAGGUACAUUAAUUUGAUUUAACAGAUUUCCUGUCCGAUUUUUCUCAAGACUGAAAUAUAGUUUGAACUUUCAGUAAGAUCACCCUUCCCUUCAAAAAAAAAAAAAAAAA
Molecule: messenger RNA, 1619 nt
Organism: Pomacea canaliculata
Lineage: Eukaryota; Metazoa; Mollusca; Gastropoda; Architaenioglossa; Ampullariidae
Product: interleukin-1 receptor accessory protein-like 1-B
Biological process (GO): toll-like receptor signaling pathway; immune response
Cellular component (GO): membrane
Molecular function (GO): transmembrane signaling receptor activity
Source: RefSeq, a predicted model, not a curated record